Molecule: messenger RNA, 3718 nt
Organism: Globicephala melas (long-finned pilot whale)
Lineage: Eukaryota; Metazoa; Chordata; Mammalia; Artiodactyla; Delphinidae
Gene: ZDHHC2
Product: zinc finger DHHC-type palmitoyltransferase 2
Molecular function (GO): palmitoyltransferase activity
Source: RefSeq, a predicted model, not a curated record
GGGGACGCCGGGCGCGGCCAGCCAGCCCCGGAGCCAGGCCCGCGGGCAGCGGCGGAGGCGGCGGCGGAGCUGGGUAGGUGGAUGCGGCUGGAAGAUGGCGCCCUCGGGCCCGGGCAGCGUCAGGCGGCGGUGCCGGCGGGUCCUGUACUGGAUCCCCGUGGUGUUCAUCAGCCUCCUGCUCGGCUGGUCCUACUACGCCUACGCCAUCCAGCUGUGCAUAGUGUCCAUGGAAAAUAUUGGAGAACAAGUUGUGUGCCUGAUUGCGUAUCAUCUACUUUUUGCAAUGUUUGUCUGGUCGUAUUGGAAAACUAUCUUUACAUUACCAAUGAAUCCUUCAAAAGAAUUCCAUCUCUCUUAUGCAGAAAAAGAAUUGCUAGAGAGAGAGCCAAGAGGAGAAGCCCACCAGGAAGUUCUUAGGCGAGCAGCCAGAGACCUUCCCAUCUACACCAGGACCAUGUCUGGAGCAAUCCGCUAUUGUGACAGAUGCCAACUUAUAAAACCAGAUCGCUGCCAUCACUGUUCCGUCUGUGAUAAAUGUAUUUUGAAGAUGGAUCAUCAUUGCCCAUGGGUGAACAAUUGUGUUGGAUUUUCAAAUUAUAAAUUUUUCCUCCUUUUCUUGGCUUAUUCUCUGCUGUACUGCCUUUUUAUUGCUGCUACAGAUUUACAGUAUUUUAUCAAAUUUUGGACCAAUGGCCUACCUGAUACUCAAGCCAAGUUCCAUAUUAUGUUUUUAUUCUUUGCUGCAGCUAUGUUUUCUGUCAGCUUGUCUUCUCUGUUUGGCUAUCAUUGUUGGCUAGUCAGCAAAAAUAAAUCUACAUUAGAGGCAUUUAGAAGUCCAGUAUUUCGACAUGGAACAGAUAAGAAUGGAUUCAGCUUGGGUUUCAGUAAAAAUAUGCGACAGGUUUUUGGUGAUGAGAAGAAGUACUGGUUGCUACCCAUUUUUUCAAGUCUAGGUGAUGGCUGCUCCUUUCCAACUUGCCUUGUUAACCAGGAUCCUGAACAGCCGUCUACUCCUGCAGGAUUGAAUUCAUCAUCUAAAAAUCCUGAAAACCAUCAAUUUCCUGCAAAGCCAUUGAGAGAGUCCCAGAGCCACCUUCUUACUGAUUCUCAAUCUUGGACAGAGAACAGCACAAACCUGGGAAAAGGUAAAGCUGGUAUGAGCAAUCCUGCACUUACCAUGGAGAAUGAGAAUUAACUCUUCUAACAAAAUUUACUCAUACUUCACGGAAGUAAUCAGUGCUGUCGAUGGAUGGAAGAGGCUUCCCGCAGGAAGGCACCACUAACUAGCUGUUCCCACGCCCUCUGGCUGGAUAUGCAGAAUGUGAAUUGACCGUUUCUCUCCAAGCUGUUGCUUAAAACAUAACACAUUUUUACUCCAGUGUACAGAUUGUUUCAGCUAACACAGAUUCCUCUUAAACAUUAAAAGUAGUUAUGGUUUAUGAAUCAAGGACAAAAAUAUCUUCUAUCAUAAAAACUUGGAAUAAAUUCAUGGGCCAGUUUUCACCCAGAUAUUUGGGGAGCACAACUUACCACAUAAAAAACCCACUGAUCCUCUGAUUUUCUGAUUCAGAAAAUUGAGACUAUUAAGAUAUUGAGAUUUAAAAGAUUUCACGUAACAUUAUAAUGAUAAGCUUUAUUCGUAAAACCUGUUACCUACCAGAAGGUGGAGGUAGCAGAUGAGACUUGUUUACUCCCUCUGAUGUGAAUCUAGCCUUAGGCUGCGUGAACUGUAAAAACUAUGAAUCAUCACAAGUUUCAAGUGGCCUGCAGUUGAAGAUGAUCAUCCUUUUUUUUUUUUUGCCAGACUUUAAUUCUAGCCUUUGUUCCCUGCUGGAAAAGAAGUGAUCAUUGAAGCUUGAGCUCAACUGGCUGGAAAAUCUUUGUCAGAAUUAAUACAUUUCUAUUACAUCAGAAAUAUAUUUUUCAUUUAUUUUAAUUAUCUGAAAAUGGGGGAAAGUCUAUAAUAACAAUUAUGAAGAUUGGUUUAUGAUAUUCUUUUGCUGGUUUAGCUUUUAAAAGUCUCUUUUUAGGUUAUUCUAUUGAACAUAGCAAACAUUGAAUUUUUGUUAAGAAUCCCUGAUGGGCCAAUGAAUUAAUCCUUCAUUGACAUCUAUAUUAUUUCUUUUUCCUCUCAUCAGAAGUAUGACAGUUAAACUACAUAGGUCCUCAAAUACCUGUUAAGAUUAAAUUAUGCAAAUCAUCAAACAAAAGUCAUAUCCUUUUGGAAAUUUAGUCCCACAGGAACUGAAUGGUGUGCUGUUUGGAAACUGAGUUUAAGAUAAACUACAGUGGUGUGUUUGUUGAUGCCAAAAUGUUCGGCUUCAGUAAAUAUACUAAGAAGCUCUUGUGCCUUCUAUGCACUAUUAAAGAGUCUUAUUCUUUUUUAAUUUGAUGGAGUGCAAGUUUUGUAAAUGUUAGCAAUUAGAAUACGCUGUAUACAUUUUUUUGGUACUGAUUUUGAGAAUUUAAAGCAGAUUACCCUUUAAGACUACACAGCUAAGGAACUGGUAUUUAAACAAAGAGAAAAUGGUAUUAAAGUUUUCAAAAUCUGAAUUAGAUAAACUCAACACAAAGUAGACUAGAAGACCAGCGGAUAAUGGAGUAACAGAUCUUUGCAUUUGCUCAUCCUUGCUAAAAAUAUGAAGUUUUAUAUUAAAUGACUUCAUAAAAGAACCAGUGUCAGCCCAGUCCAUUUUAUAAAUCAUUUGAGUGCAAUUCUUUGAGUAAUAGGAUGGUGGUCUUUUUCAGGUUUUUUUUUUAAACUAAAGAUUUUGAUCUGACAAUCUACUUCAAGAAAACUCGGAAGAUAUGAUACAUUCUUACUUUUAUCCUAAAGCAUUGUUUGGUCAUCGUUUUCAUUACCUGAAGUGCCAGGUUGGAACCUAUAGCUCCUGUUAGAAGUCUUAAGGGCAAGAGCAUCACAUAAUGUAUUCAGAAUUAUAUGCAGCCAGAUGUUUUUCAAAGCACAGUACUAGAGCUGUUUUUACGGAUAGGAUUCUGUUGGGUGACCCCUCCUGUCAAACUAGAAAUUAGGGGAAAAAGAGGGAUUUUUAUUCUUUACCUUGCUAGAGUACUGUUAAUUUCCCCCCUCCCUUUAGCUCUUUCAUGUAAUUAUUCAAAUCCAUAAGUCAAUAUACAUUAGAAUCAGAUGAAAACAUUUUUCAAAAUAAAGUUUUUUUCAUUAAGUUGUAAUGGUUCCCUUUUUGGUUUCAUACAGUGACUAAUCUUUAAAAUGUUUUUUGUUUAGUUUUGUUUUUAACUCUAAGGGGUUAUAAUUUUUGGAGAUGAUGGCAUAUCAUUAGAUUUGCAGUAUAAAUUUUAUCUGAGUGAACAGAGCAUCAAAUAGACCUACGUUUUGUAUAUAUUUAUAAAAUGUACCUUAAAAACACUUUAAACACUUUGCUUUAAAAAAUUUAAUUGCUUAACUCAAACUUGAAGACACUUGAAGUAUGUCCUGACAGUCCAUUAAAUGAUAAUUUUGAUUUUUCCUGUUUUUAGAGAUUAUAUCAUAUAGGUAUCAAUAUUUAAGAAUUUUUUCAUUUAAAAAUGUUGUACAAAUGCUUCAUAUACAUUAGCUAUUUGCCAUUGUGCAGUGAAAGAUUUGUUUUUUUCAAAGAGAAAAAAACUGCAUCUGAAUACAAUGAUGAGACAUUCAAGUAAGUGCUUAUCUAUGAAUUCCCUCCUGUUAUACCAUAAUAAAGUCUGGUUGAUCACCUUU